AUGGCCGAGGACCAUCGACCCUCGCUUCCUUCCUACCAUUCGCACGGCUCCGUGAGCGAUCAUGGUGACCCGUUCGCUGACCGUCCGCGACAGGUCAACUUUCAAGAACCGGCUUUGUCUGCGUACGAGAGCUCGGUCUCUCUGCCACAGGAAUUUGGUGGCAUGGGCGGCAGCAACUACGAUGAUGAUGAGGUUGAAAAGCUUCCCCUCACUGCCGCACCUGGCAGUCUCUAUCCCCCAGGGCCCAUUGACCCCAACGCUUACGGAGACCCGUAUGACCGUCCCAUCUCUACCGUCUCGACAGCCUCGUCAGGCGUCGAAUCCUCCUGGAGGCGGCGGCAGACCAUCAAGCGUGGUGUGACCCGUAAGGUCAGGCUUACGAAGGGUAACUUCAUUGCGGAGUACCCUGUGCCGAGUCCGGUAUACAGUGCUAUUGAGCCGAAGUGGUUGGGCAUGUCGAAAUCGACGGAGUUCUCACACAUGCGUUACACUGCAGCAACGUGUGAUCCCGACGACUUCUCGGAAGCUAAUGGCUACUCCCUCCGUACGAAGAUGUUCAACCGACAGACGGAGCUGCUCAUUGCCGUCACGUCGUAUAAUGAAGACAAGCAGCUCUAUGCCCGUACCUUGCACGGUGUCAUGUUGAACAUCCGUGACAUUUGCAAGACCAAGCAAUCCAAGUACUGGCGCCGUACCGCUGAGGAGGGUGUGCCGGGCUGGCAGAAGAUCACCGUAGCGCUCGUCAUUGAUGGUUUGGAGCCCAUGGACAAGACAGUCUUGGAUAUUCUUGCCACCGUAGGCGUCUACCAGGAUGGUGUCAUGAAGAAGCAGGUCGACGGCAAGGAUACCGUUGCCCAUAUCUUCGAGUACACGACACAACUGUCCGUCGAUGCGACGCCACAGCUCAUUCUCCCUCACGGCGAUGACAGCACUAACCUUGUCCCGGUCUCGUUCAUCCUCGUCAUCAAGGCAAAGAACCAAAAGAAGAUCAACUCUCACCGUUGGCUCUUCAAUGCUAUUGGUCGGAUGCUUGAGCCGGAGAUUUGUGUUCUCAUUGAUGCUGGUACGAAGCCCGGCCACAAGUCCAUCUACUAUCUGUGGGAGGCUUUCUACAAUGACGCGCACUUGGGUGGGUGCUGUGGUGAGAUUCACGCCAUGUUGGAGGGGGGCAAGAAGCUCCUCAACCCUCUCGUCGCCGCACAAAACUUCGAGUACAAGAUGUCCAACAUCCUGGACAAGCCGCUCGAGAGCAGCUUCGGUUACGUGUCCGUGCUGCCCGGUGCCUUCUCUGCUUACCGGUACCGCGCCAUCCUCGGCCGUCCUCUCGAGCAGUACUUCCACGGUGACCACUCCCUGGCCGACCGUCUUGGUCCCAAGGGUAUCUAUGGUAUGAACAUCUUCACGAAGAACAUGUUCUUGGCCGAGGAUCGUAUCCUCUGUUUCGAGCUCGUCGCCAAGGCCAACGAGCGGUGGACCCUGACGUACGUCAAGCCUAGUAAGGCCGAGACGGAUGUUCCGGAGUCUGCCGCGGAGCUCAUCGGUCAGCGUCGUCGUUGGUUGAACGGUUCGUUCGCGGCGUCGGUGUACAGUCUCGUCAACUUCUUCAAGCUGUACCGGUCCAGCCAUGGUAUCAUCCGCAUGUUCUUCCUCCACGUUCAGGCCUUGUAUAACAUCUUCACGCUGAUCUUUACUUGGUUCGCGCUCGCCAACAUGUGGCUGACAUUCAGUAUCAUCAUCGAUCUGCUCCCCGGUCAAGGUCUCGUUCUCUUCGGCACUACGGAAAUCACGCACUGGAUCAACGAAGUCUUGAAAUGGAUCUACCUCGCUUUCCUUUGCUUACAGUUCAUCCUUGCGCUGGGUAAUCGACCAAAGGGAGAAAAAAUGGCGUACACCAUCACACUAUGGGUAUACGCUGUUCUAUCGAUCUACCUGCUGGUGUGCUCGUUCGCGCUUACCGUGAAGGCCUUCAUGAACGUCCCCAACGAGUUAAAGGGCAAGACUGCUACCCAGAUCAUCGUGAUUUUCUUGAAACCUCCUGUCGGUUCGCUCAUUGUCGCCAUGGUGGCAACGUACGGUAUCUACCUGACGGCGUCGUUCCUUUACCGCGACCCUUGGCAUAUGUUCACGAGUUUCCCCCAGUAUCUUGCGUUGGCCCCUAGCUUCACGAACGUCCUUAACGUCUACGCAUUCUGCAACCUUCACGAUGUCUCGUGGGGUACCAAGGGUAGCGACAAGGCUGAGGCUUUGCCGUCCGUUUCGUCGAAGAAGUCGAAGGACGCCGACACUGCCGUCGUCGAAGAUGUGGCCAGAAACAAGGACGAUCUCGAUGCUCACUUCAAGGAGACCGUUACGCGUGCGGUGACGAAGCUGCAGGUCAAGGAGGAGGUCGAGAAGCCCACCAUGGACGACGAGAACAAGACGUUCCGUACGCGUCUGGUCUCGUUCUGGAUGCUGUCAAACGCUACGCUUGCCAUCUCGGUCGAGAACCUGAACGGCUUGAGCACCGGCGACGAGUCUCAGGACAACGCUAUCCUCGAGAAGAAGCAGAACAUCUACUUCGCUAUCAUCCUGUACUCCACCUUCGGGCUGGCCGCUGUUCGGUUUAUAGGCUGCCUGUUCUACUUCUUCAAGCGGAAUCUCUUCCGGUGCUGCAGGAGGAACUGA
Rhodofomes roseus is the source of this 2664-nucleotide messenger RNA. Its product is annotated as glycosyltransferase family 2 protein. The record is from RefSeq and is a predicted model, not a curated record. Lineage: Eukaryota; Fungi; Basidiomycota; Agaricomycetes; Polyporales; Fomitopsidaceae. Bases 1 to 2664 code for a protein of 887 amino acids. The transcript is spliced from 14 exons. Gene Ontology annotation, molecular function: chitin synthase activity. Gene Ontology annotation, cellular component: cell septum; cell periphery.